AGUGAUUUAUUUUGCGGUGGUGCUCUUCCUUAGCGGCAAAAGGAAGAUGACGAAGAUACUUCCACUAGAGGCUCCUCCUGUUGACGGUAAUCUAGGUCCACUUCCUCCGUCGCAAUUAACGGAGGAAGAGAAAGAGAUGACGCAAACAGAGCAAAACAAUUCAAAUCGAGCUCCCGCGGCUGUUUCUACUCACACAAAACCUAUCGGGAUCAUUCAUCCACCUCCAGACAUAAAACAAAUCGUUGAGAAAACAGCUCAGUUUGUUGCCAAAUACGGUUUGGUUUUUGAAAACAAGGUUAAAGCCGAGAAGGCGAAUAAUCCUCAUUUCAACUUUCUGAAAAGCGAUGACCCUUAUCAUGACUUUUACAGGCACAAGAUCACUGAGUACUCUGCUCUGAAUCAAGACGGAGUUCAGUUUACUGAUUUUGAUGAUACUACUACUAAAGAUCCUGAACUUGAUGCUGUAGAUGCUGAUGAGUCUAAACCUGACCUGCAGGCUCGAUUUAGGGUUCCUUCUAGUAAGCCUUUGGAAGCUCCUGAGACUCAGAAGUAUACGGUGCAACUUCCUAAAGGGAUCACGAGUAAGGAGCUUGAUAUUAUUAAGCUCACUGCUCAGUUCGUGGCACGGAACGGGAAGUCGUUUUUAACGGGAUUAACGAGUAGAGAGAUGAACAAUGUUCAGUUUCAGUUUAUGAAGCCAACGCAUAGCAUGUUCACUUUUUUCACUUCUCUGGUUGAUGCGUAUUCUAAAUUAUUGAUGCCUCCUAAAGAUUUGAAAGAAAAGAUGAUAAAGACUGUUGCUAGUUUGACUACUGUUCUUGAGCGUUGCUUGAAUCGUCUUGAAUGGGAUCGUUCUCAGGAGAAACAGAGUAAGAAAGAAGAAGAAGAGAAAGAGAAGGAGAGAGUUCAGAUGGCUAUGAUCGAUUGGCAUCAUUUUGCUGUUGUUGAGUUGAUAGAUUUUGCGGACGAGGAAGAUGAAGAUUUGCCACCGUCUAUGAUACUUGACGAGGUUAUAAGGAGGAGCAAAGUAUCAGUAAUGGAAAAAGAUGAAGUUGUUGAGUCUGUAAAGGAGGUAGAAAUGGAAAUGGAUGAAGAUGAGGUUGAGCUUGUUGCAGAAGGAGUGAGAGCAGCGAACCUGGAAGAGAAUGGUUGCUCUAUGCAGAUUGAAAAUGUAGACGGUGAAGAAGCACCUAUGAGGAUUGUUAAGAACUGGAAGAGGCCAGAAGAUAGGAUCAUGACAGAGAGAGAUCCAACUAAAGUUGUUAUAUCACCAAUUACUGGAGAGAUGAUUCCCAUUAAUGAGAUGUCUGAGCACAUGCGGAUUUCUCUUAUUGAUCCUAAGUUCAAAGAGCAGAAGGAUCGGAUGUUUGCUAAGAUUCGUGAGACCACUCUUGCACAAGAUGAUGAGAUUGCUAAAAACNACAUUGUCGGGUUGGCCCGCCUUCGUCCUGAUAUCUUUGGAACAACCGAAGAAGAAGUCUCAAAUGCUGUAAAAGCAGAGAUUGAGAAGAAAAAAGAUGAGCAGCCGAAGCAAGUAAUAUGGGAUGGUCACACAGGAAGUAUCGGUCGCACAGCUAACCAAGCCUUGACUCAGAACGCUAAUGGAGAGGAGCAACUUGAUGGUGUUUAUGGAUAUCCUUAUAACUUCCCUGGUCCAGCUGCUCUUCCUCCUCCUCGAACAGGUGUCCCAACAGUCUUGCCAUUACCAGUACCACCUCAUACUUUUGCCUUGAACCUCCCUCGUCCUCCUCCUACUGUUCAGUACCCUGAUGCACCGAGGCCACUUGUUGUUCCAAUGAUGCAGCCAAUGCAUCAGCAACACCAGUUCUCGAUGCCCGGGCCACUUGGACACCCUUCGAUGAUGAUGAACCGACCACCACAAAUGCAGUCUACUAUGCAUGUGCCCCCUCCACCGGGAUUUCAGUUUCCUCGUAUGGAAAUUCCUAGACCUUAUGGUCAGCUUCCACCACAUUCAACGGGGAUGAUGCAGCCACCACCUACGCCUGGGAUGCUUGCUCCCCCACCACCCAUAGAAACACCACCACAUCUUCUUGAGGAGCCUGAGCCAAAGAGACAAAAGUUCGAGGAGUCAGUCCUUGUUCCAGAAGACCAGUUUCUUGCUCAGCAUCCGGGUUCGGCUACUAUCAGGGUUUCUGUGCCAAAAAAGGAUGAUGGGUCCAAAGUCAUUGAGAUCACAGUGCAGUCGUUAUCCGAAAACGUGGGAAGUUUGAAGAUGAAAAUAGCAGGGGAGAUACAAACUCCUGCAAAUAAACAGAAGUUAAGUGGGAAAGUUGGGUUCUUAAAAGACAACAUGUCGCUUGCACAUUACAAUGUCGGAGCAGGAGAGAUCCUAACAUUGUCUGUGAGGGAUCGUGGUGGUAGAAAGAGAUAGAGACCGUUUGGUUGAUACAGGGAAAUGCUUUUUAAUCUCUUAAUUCUUGUUCUU
Camelina sativa (false flax) is the source of this 2446-nucleotide messenger RNA. Its product is annotated as putative splicing factor 3A subunit 1. Gene Ontology annotation, biological process: mRNA cis splicing, via spliceosome; regulation of alternative mRNA splicing, via spliceosome. Gene Ontology annotation, cellular component: U2-type prespliceosome; U2 snRNP; catalytic step 2 spliceosome. The record is from RefSeq and is a predicted model, not a curated record. Gene Ontology annotation, molecular function: RNA binding; protein binding. NCBI's taxonomy places the organism in Eukaryota, Viridiplantae, Streptophyta, Magnoliopsida, Brassicales, Brassicaceae.